CAGCGUGCCCAGCAGGAGAAAGAACUGGUACAUGCAAACACCAUGACGGAUCUCGCAGCCACAGAGCUGCAGGAACAGGAAGACUUUAUCGCAGCACAGCGUGCCCAGCAGGAGAAAGAACUGGUACAUGCAAACACCAUGACAGAUCUCGAAGUUACACAGAUAUAUAAAAUGGAAAAGUUAGGUUCAGCCCAGCGUGCACAGCAAGAGGAAGAACCUGGAGGUUUGAGUGUAUUUAAUUCUAGGAACGGCGUUGUAGAAGUAGAUGCUGGAAUGUCGUUUCCUAAUACACUUCAAGUUAUUUGCUCUUCUUUGUCUUCUGUUUCUUUGCCUGGUGUGCUUGAUGUUAAGAUUCAUCAAUCUCUUCAAACUGUUAUUGAAACCCUUUCUACAGUAAAUGAAGAUUUGUUGAAUCAGAACCCAAUGUAUGUAUUGGAAUCUGUUGAUCCCCAGUGGGGCCAUGCGAUUGAAAGUGGUGUACCGCCGGAGAAGAUUUUUCCAAGUGAUGUCUUGUUUUAUACUCUUCUCACUGCUCGUAAUGUUCUUGUACCUUAUGUGAAUAACUACAGUAGUAUUUGUAGUAGUAAUGGUAAUAGUAAGAGUGAGGAAGAGGAAACUGCUGCUUGCCAUGAAAAUGACGAUAUAAUUCUUCUUGCUUUGAAAGUAUUGCGAGAUAUUGCGAGAGGGAAAAGUGUUGGGGCUCUUUCACGGCUUACACGUGAGGAUGUCGUACAGGCUAUUGAUGUUGUACAAGACACUUUCAGGAGAAGUGUAAUAGAACCGAAAGAGAGUGAUGUACUUGUGUUGAAUACCAGUGAUAGUUUUAAUGAUUCUGUCACUGUGUGUGAUCACACGAAAGCAGAAGUGGCCGCAGCCUGUGAUGUACUCAGUAUGGCACUUGUGCAAACUGUUGAAGCUGUGGGAAUUGAGAUGUUGACAUUACUUCGUAAACGAGUCCAUGGUGGAGUGACCUUGCGUGAAUUGGCAUUGGCGUGUUGUAUUGUGCAGGAACAAUUAUCAUCUAUUGUAUAUACAGAACCAUUACACAAAUUAUUGCCACAUCAUGCGGCCCGCUGUGCAGUAGAGAUAAUGGGAAGUAUUAUACAUGUUCUUGGAACUACCUAUAAAGGUGAAGAACAUAAUGAAAUAGAAAUAAAAGCCGAAACAUUAAAUCUCUUAUGUAGUGAAGGUAUGAAAUCUGCAUUACAGAUAUUACGUACUUCUGUAAUGGAUGAAAAUGCAUCGAAUGUCGAUCUUCUUGCGGUUUAUUACUGUGAAGAAGUGCGAGAAGCGACGGUUGUCUUGCAUCGUGCAGUGGAAGCCGUACAGACAGAAAGUCUGAGAAAUUCAGAGGAUAUGAAUGUUAAUGAUAAUGAUAACAAUGAAGAUGAUAAUAGUAGUAGUUCAGGAAGAAGAAAGGGAAUAAUUACAAAAAGAGAUCUCUUGCGGAAUAAGGGAAAGGACAAUAAAUGCAGUAAACCUCGCGAAUUGCAAGGUGAUACACACUCUGUUGUGAAGGCAUUAAGAACAUACUCGGUGGUGUUGAAUGAUGUGUAUAGAGAUAGUGAGAUCACAGCAUCUCUCUAUACACCAGCAGUGUUAUCUGCAGUGAAUCUACUACUGCAAGUACUCUACAGUGCGGUGGAUAUACACAACACCGCCUCUGAAAAUACACCGUUGUUAGCGAGAAAUAACAUGCCUCUAUUACAAUUACUGCAGAAUGCACGUACGAAUACUGAAGUUAUUCUUCAACGUGUCUCAUUGGACUCUCAAGAGGAACAGCAACAAGCAGAAGAGGAACAACACGACCAACAACAACAAGAAGAACAAGUAGAAAAAGAUCAGGAAGAACAAGCAGCAGUUGAAGAAGAACAAGAACAACAAGAAGAAGUAAAUGAGAAUAUGGAUAUGCCAACAAAGGAUGAUACGGCAUCCCCAAGUAUACAAACACUAACAAAGACAAAUGUAUUGACUGGAGUUCAUUAUAUUAAGCAGAAACGGUCCGAGUUCCUCGCAAAGAAAAAACGACGUGUAACGCCAGACAUUCAACUGGUGGAUUCUAUAAACCCGAAAAGUAAAACAUGUGAAGUACCAUUAACUGCUGGGAAUUCUCCUGAUCACGGUGAAGUUCACACACCUGCAGUGACAGAGAUGUUAAGCCGCACACCCUCAACGAAACCACGCUCGAUUGAACCGGUAGCUUCAGCACCAAAUACUCCAGAAGAAGGACAACAACAAGAAGAAAAAGUAAAAGAGACUGAACAAAUUGUAGAGAAAACGAUCAAAAUGAUUACUUCUAUACGACCCAUUAUGAAAGAUGCUUCUGUCAUGACAUGUGAAUUAGAAGGAUCUAUCUUUCCCAAUGAUAACGUUAAGCAUCAACUUGAGACCCAUGAUGGUGUGGUUCAAACAGAUGAGUCUGCAGCUGAUCUCGCAGUAUAUACGCAAUUCUUUCUAGAUACGAAGGCUAUAUUAGGAAAAGAAAAAGAAAUAAGUGAUGCAGCAGAGUUACUUUCUAUCAUGACAGAUAUGCAACAAAAAAUAGAUUUUCUACAAAACGUUCAAGAACCUACACUAAAGAAAAAAAUGGAAAAACAGGAAUGUGAGUUAAAGACUAUGUAUGCUACAGUAAAUAAACUGCAGAAUCUCAUGCAACAAUAUCCAUCUUCUUCUACAGCUGUUGGUAAAGAACAUAAGAUGCCGAAGAUGUUACGACUGGAAGUGCGAGACCGAUCCUUACCACUGAGAAGACGCAAAUCAUCACCGCGUAGACUCUCUUCACCGGUACAAUACGCAGAGAUACCAACACCUAUACCCUUAUCGGCUUUAGGCUUAAAGAAUACUAAUACUAAUACUACUGGGAAUAUUACUGCUGUUGCUAUUGAAGGUAUUGUGGAAGAAGUAAUCAUGUGGUUUAAUGCAUGGCAUACUCUUCAUAUGAAUCUUGUCCGACACGAUGCGGAUGCUAUUAAUCGUGCGAAACGACUUGAGGAUUUACUUUCCACCGCCAAUGAAGAGCGGGAUGCAUAUAGUGAAAAGAUAAACACUCUUAACGCAACAUUGUUAAAACAACAAACGGAGAUUGCGGCCUUACGUGCGUUACUGCAGACAUUACAUAUUGAUGUGGAUGAACUCAAUAAGGCAUUAUCGCAGGAACACAGUGCGGCUGCGGCGGCCGCUGCGGCUGCUGCUCAAAUGCGACGAACGGCUGGACAAACGGAAUUAUGUGAAAUGGCCGCAACGGAACUGCGACUGCGAGCAGAUGAACUUCAAUCAUUACGUGCAGAGUUCCCACGAUUACAAGUAUUGCGAGAUGCGGGACUGGCGGCCCGCAAAAGUGAAUUACUGCGGCGUGGACUGCGGGGAUUGUCGCGGAGUGUUCAAACCAUCACUGCCCUCCUGCAGCGGGAGAAUCGUUUUAACACCGGGACAUUAGAGACUCAGCGAUUAUUGUUGCUCGACACCGUGGCGGCGUUAACGGCGGAGAUUGCAGAGAUGCAGGAGACACUGCAGCAACAUGUGGAGAGAAGGAAGAUGAAGAGCAGUAUCCAAAAUCAUAUUAAUAGUAAUAAUAAUAAUAAUAAUAAUAAUAUUAAUGGUAUUGUGGUUCUAAAAGGGGAAUCGGCUGUGAUCGCUUCUUCGCGGGGUAUGUUGAGUGAAGAGGUGAAGUGA
Trypanosoma theileri is the source of this 3672-nucleotide messenger RNA. RefSeq lists its product as uncharacterized. The annotation marks the transcript as partial. The transcript has a single exon. NCBI's taxonomy places the organism in Eukaryota, Euglenozoa, Kinetoplastea, Trypanosomatida, Trypanosomatidae. The record is from RefSeq and is a predicted model, not a curated record.